AUGGAAAUAUGCGCAAUGAAACAUAAUUUUGACUACAAAGUUGGCAACACGGAUAAUAGAGUUUGGUAUGUUCGCUGCGCGGAUGAUGAUUGCCGCUGGCGUGUUCGCGCAAAGGGAUUAACAGGUUCUUCAUAUUUUAUCAUCAAAAAGUAUGUACCUGAUCAUUCAUGUGCUCCAUCAUCAAGGAACCACUCUGUUCGUACAGCUUCAUCAAAAACAGUUGGUAGUCUUAUUAUGCAUAAGUACGAAAGUGUCAAGGAAGGGAGGAAACCUAAUGAUAUCAUCCAGUUUAUGCGUAAUGAUCAUGGAGUUGAGAUAUCCUACUCUUUAGCUUGGGAGGCACGUGAGUAUGCAGUAAAUGUUGUGAGAGGCAUUCCGGAGAAGGGUUAUGAAAAAAUUCCCAAAUACUUGCACAUGAUGAAGGAAGCUAAUCAAGGAUCACACACAUUUUAUGAAACUAAUAGCACUGGGAGAUUCAGAUUCCUCUUCAUCUCAAAUGGUCAGUCUAUUCGCUGUUUUUAUGCUGGUCUUCGGAAAGUUAUUGUUGUGGAUGGAACUUUUUUGAAGAGCAAAUACAAAGCGGUAUUACUGGUUGCUACUGCUUUGGAUGGAAACUCGGACCUAUAUCCUAUUUCAUUUGGAGUUGUCGACUCAGAGAAUGACCGCUCGGGGGAAUGGAAUACUUCACUUGCUAAAGCUUUUGCAAAAGUGUAUCCGCAUUCUCAUCAUGGAAUUUGCAUCCACCACUUGCUGAACAAUGUUGUUACAUAUUUCAAGGGUAAAGGUGUCGCUGGUUUGGUUGCAAAGGCUUCUAAAGCUUACCUAGUUGCUGAUUUUAAGAAGCAAUUCACCGCUAUUUUCUCAAUUAGUCCUGCAAUUGGAAACUAUCUGAUACAAGCUGAUGUGAAAAAGUGGGCUCGUUGUCAAUUUCCGGGUUACAGAACUUUAAGUUCUAAGCAUAAACAGCCACUGACCGUUGCUGCAGAGAAGAAGAUUGAUCGAAGGAUUGAGAAGGGUAAAAAGUUUCAGGUUUUCCCAGUUAGCGAUGAUAGACACGCCAUAAAAGCAGCUUUCAACGUAGGCAUACAAGCACACACUCUCACUGACGACAUGUACACCACUGCUUCAUGGAGUUCUAUUUAUGAGGAAAGCAUAAAUCCUAUUAGUGUCCCGGAAGAUGCAUGGAUUGUCCCAUCUCACGUACAGCAAGCGAAAGACCUUCCUCUAGAAACUAGAAGAGCUGCAGGUCGGAUAAAGAAACGUAGGUACGAGACAGUUGAAGACAAGAUCCGUUCGUCACAAGGAACUCAAAGCUCUAAACGUCGUAAAUGCAGUCGAUGUGGUAUUGAAGGUCACAACCGGUCGACAUGUGAUAGAUAA
Brassica oleracea var. oleracea is the source of this 1380-nucleotide messenger RNA. RefSeq lists its product as uncharacterized. The coding region runs from base 1 to 1380 and encodes 459 amino acids. Lineage: Eukaryota; Viridiplantae; Streptophyta; Magnoliopsida; Brassicales; Brassicaceae. The record is from RefSeq and is a predicted model, not a curated record. The transcript has 4 exons.